Messenger RNA from Alosa alosa (allis shad), 3016 nucleotides. It is a transcript of the gene heatr4, whose product is annotated as HEAT repeat containing 4. Gene Ontology annotation, molecular function: oxidoreductase activity. The transcript has 17 exons. Bases 141 to 2921 code for a protein of 926 amino acids. The record is from RefSeq and is a predicted model, not a curated record. Lineage: Eukaryota; Metazoa; Chordata; Actinopteri; Clupeiformes; Clupeidae.
AGUGUUUCGCAUCGUUUGCAGCUGAAGUUAUCAGAUUGAAGGCCAUUUUUUUAAUUUUCUACACAAAUAAUAUAUUAUAAUGAAAAUGGUCUGAACACCACAAAGAGAAACCUGGCUCUCAAGUCACUCUAGCCCAAAACAUGGAUGUUUUCCAGCGUGCCAAAGUCAAGGCCGGGUCCCGAAAGAAUCCACAUGGUCAUAAACUGUACAAGCAACUUCUCAGCAAUGCUUCUCAAGGCAUUACCUUCUCCGAAGAUGUUAUUAUGGAGAUGGGACCUGAGACUGUGCCUUACAGCAAGGCCAACUUCCACUGUUUGUAUCAUGCAUCUGGUCCACUGGCACCAAUUCCCAAACAAAACAGUAAAAAGAAAAAGUGGAUCAAACCGAGUCACUCCAAAGAUGAAGAAGAGAUUCUUGUGGAGGAGACUCAUCUUCUACCAUUGGAGCCUCCAUCAAUUGCUCCACUAGCUGCCAAGGAGUCCCUGACUUUUUCCAUUACACAGGACAACAUGUCGGAUACCAUCAGAAGGACAGGCCUGCGUUGGGUACCUAACAUCUACAGCUGUCUGAAGCAGACCACAAGGAGUGAUAAGGACGACAAACCCAGGAUGGAAAUUAAGUGGGAUGAGUUUGUACUGAAACAACUUACUAAGACCACUGCAAAGUGGAUCGUCAGCCAGCAGAUUCCCAGCUACUGCAUCAUGGAUAAGUCGAGGCUUCAGUCAAUGCUAAGGAGGAAGUAUGGGUCAGCCAGUGCGACAGACCUGGUGAACGAUGACCCUAUGAGCGAGCAGGACUUCUGCUGUUUUGUGGAGCUGCGAAAGCCCAUUGCAGAGCUGAAAGGGACUCUCGAAAGCAUAGCUGAGACACCAUUGCCAGUGUAUUACAGGGUGCAGGGCUACUCCUGCUCGACAACCACUACGGAUAAACCUGGUGGAGUAAACCGAACGGCAGGAAAUGUGGUGGUGAAGCGCAUUGAGCCCCCUCAAACUCCCAAGCUGCAAGACAGCCUGAACCCACGGGCAGGCAAAUUUGUCUAUCACACCGACAACAGUUUUGAGCAGCAGCUCCACUUGGGGAUAGCAAAACCAGUCCAUCAGCUACUCACAAAGAACCAUGACCGAAUUAUCAUGGACAACCACUCCGAGUACCAGAAGCAUCUUCAGGAAUCCUACCCUAGUGUACCACAAACAUUUCUGACAGCACUGAAGGAGAUCAAAGUACCACAAAGAGAAGUUAUUGGACGAACUGAGAGGGGUAUGCGGAGAUGGGUGGCUCUGCCUACCGUUGCUGACUACGCCACAGAGAUUGGGCUGAUACCACCUGACAACAGCGACCUGGUUACCGUGGCACCCAAACAGCAACGCCGCUAUGAGCCCAUGACAGAACACUCCUCCCUUCGCUAUGCCGUGGAGGAGUGGAGAAGCGCAUGGAAAAUCAAAACCACAUGGCAAAGUGUGACCAUAGAGGGCCUGAAAAGAGCCCUCACUGACAUGCACUAUCACGUCCGCUUGGGAGCCAUAGCAACCUGCGCCUCGGGAGCCGUGAACAGGCCAAGGGCCGUGGAGGACCCGAUAGAUGCUGCUCAGUUUGGGCGCAGCUGGGACGUGCAUCCGGUUCCUCCGGAGCUGCUGCCGCUGAUCGUCGCGGCACUGGAUGACCCCAUCAGGAGGGUACAGAUGGCAGCAGCCGUGUGCCACUACGCCAUGGGCACACCUGACGCCAAGGCCAGAGAAAUCCUCCGCAGUGCCCUGCACGAAGAUUUUGCAGGUCUGGGUGCAGACAGCUGGAUGGCAGCUCAGCUCCUAGCCAUGGAGGGGGAGACCAGCAGGGCUGUCAUUCAGAGGCUUCUGUCUCAGCACUUCCAGGGUGAGGCCAAGACAGACAUGGAGCAGGCAGCCUCGCUCCUCUCCAGCCUCAGCAGUAAGACGACUCUAGUGCGCUCUCUGCUGGCAGAGAAGCUGAACUGUGCCGACUGGAGGACCAGAGUGCUGGCCUGUGACACCAUCUCUCAACUGAAGGGUCCACUGAACAAGGACCUUGCAGACAAGCUGAUCCAUCUGAUGUGGAAUGACUGGCAUGGUAAAGUGAGACAGAAAGCAGCACAGGCCCUAGGCAAGCUGGGGAUGGGAAGACAAGUGCACAAUGAACUGAGUGAGAAGCUGGAAGAUGGUUUAGGUUCGAGGCGUGUGGAGGCGUUGGUGCUCAUUGGUCAGCUGCGCAUCAUGACCGCCAAGCUGCUGCCGUCCUUUCUGCUUUGCCUGAACGACAGCUUUGUGGCCGUCCGCAAACAGGCCUGCCACGUCGCUGGAGAACUCAUGAUGAGGGACAAUAUGGUCAUGAAUCAGCUUCUACACUUGAUGCAGAAUGACCCUGCUGGGGAGGUAAAAGUUGCAGCAAUUUCUGCCCUGGCAAGGAUCAGGUGCCUUACGAGCAGCCUGCAGAACCUUCUCUUGUGGGCCCUGCACCAUGAGCUGGAGCCCAGUGUGCGCAUCGCUGCCUGUGAGGCCCUGAUGAAGCUGAGGGUGGAGGGCCCAGAGCUCCAGCAGGUCCUGCAGGAGUGCUGUGUGCUGGAGCCCAAUCCCCUCGUGCGGGGAAAAGUCGAAUUGUUACUGAAAGUACAUGGUUACAAACUUGAUGGCGACAAGGGCAUGGUUCACAAAAUCAAAGAUCAGGUCCAUAAGCUGUGUGCCAAGGAGGUCAUACAACAGAAAGUGAUGAUUUUGAAGGAGCUGGAGUCACUGCAGGGGAUCAGGAGGAGGCUUCAGGGGCCCCAGGACGACAACUCAGAAACAUCAGACAGCCAAGUCCUCGCUGAGCUGCUUCAUGAGCACUUCAAAAGUAGCAAACCUGCAUUCCUUACAGAAGUAGAGUGCCCAACAUUAAAACGGACAGAAAGUCCACAGAUGCAGACCGACUAGAAGAUGACAAGGAACCUUCCGAAACAUAGCCUAACCCAACAGACCAAACACAAGCCUCAAAUAUUGUAGUCCAUUAAAGGGUUUUGAGAUCUCUA